Messenger RNA from Harmonia axyridis, 1174 nucleotides. RefSeq names its product tubulin-specific chaperone A (gene Tbca). The record is from RefSeq and is a predicted model, not a curated record. The transcript has a single exon. Bases 1 to 333 code for a protein of 110 amino acids. Gene Ontology annotation, molecular function: beta-tubulin binding. Gene Ontology annotation, cellular component: cytosol; microtubule cytoskeleton. Lineage: Eukaryota; Metazoa; Arthropoda; Insecta; Coleoptera; Coccinellidae. Gene Ontology annotation, biological process: post-chaperonin tubulin folding pathway; tubulin complex assembly.
AUGAGUGAUCCAAGGAUAAGGCAGUUGAAAAUAAAGACAGGUGUAGUGAAACGAUUAGCCAAGGAGAAAAUAACCUACGAAAAAGAAGCUGCGACUCAAAAAGAACGAGUUGAAAAGCUUAAAACAGAUAAUGGCGAUUCUUAUCACAUCAAAAAACAGGAAGAAGUGCUGCAGGAAUCUUUGAUGAUGAUACCAGAUUGCCAAAGAAGAUUAGCAAAAGCGUUUGAAGAUCUCAAAAAUAUAAUUGAUAACGAGAAGGAUUUGGUAGAAUCUGAAGAGUUCGCAACUGCUAAACAAAUAUUAGAGGAGGCGAAACUUCAAUUAUCUGACUAGUUAACUCUUCAUUUAGUUAUAAUAGAACUGUUUAAGUGUCUCAAGAUGAAUAAUUCAAUUAAUCCAUAUUCUUUUAAUGUUUUAACCCCACAUAACGUGGUUCCCAGUGAAGCAAUGAACUUUCAGUUUAAUUAUCCAUUCCCUAGUGCUAGUAAUUUUAAUGCUGUAACCUAUGGAAUACCACCCGAGCAAACUAACAUAAGUAACCCUUCUGAACCAUGGAUUGGUGCAUGGCUGACUAAAAUUGGUAAGACCCAUCCAACACCUGAAAUUCCAAAGAAAAAGUCUAAACACAAUAUUUCUUCCGCUCGAGCAUCACUGAAAACCUGUCUUGACAUUCUAGAUAAACUUAAUGCAAUUAGUGAUGACUUACGAACCAACGUUCAAAAAUUAUCUUCAGCAGAUUGGAAGAAAAAAACCAUAAAAAUUGGUCAGUUGAAAGAAAAUUAUUCUAUAAUUAUGAAUAAUUUGUGCAAUCCUGAAAAUUUGGCAUCGCUGCAAAAAGUAGUAAAGGAUAGAAAGAGGAAAAGGUCAACCCAAAAGAAAAAAAGAAUACAAAAACAGGCUGAUAAAAAGCAAGAAAAGGAGGAAAUCCGUAAUAUUAAUCAACAUAUUGAUAGAUGGUUAGAGGUACAGAAAGAAGAAGAUAAUAGGAUUAAAAUGGAGGAAUUAAUGAACAAAGAUAUUGACUGUAAUCUUUCAGAUGUUAAUAAAAAGAAAUCUGAUGCUAAAAAAAAUUUGUCUCUGAUCAGAGCUCUGGUUAAAUUACGUCAAAUAAGGGAAACCAUACAUUCCCAAAGAGGAGAAAAGACUUCUUUAGAAGACAAACAGGCUUUUGCUA